CAUUUUCGUGGAAGGAAGAACCGCUGCUAUAAGCUGGCUGUACGAAGUGUUCGGAGAGCUUUUGUGAGGUCUACAAAGGCCAGAAGAGAGAAGAAGAGAUUCCUCAGAGCGCUUUGGAUCACAAGGAUUGAAGCAGCUUCUCUUGAACAUGGUUUGAAAUACCCAGCUUUCAUAAGCAAUCUGAUUAAGUCCCAGGUGGAGCUGAAUAGGAAAAUGAUUGCUGAUUUGGCUAUUUAUGAGCCAAAGACAUUCAAGUCUCUAGCUGCCUUAGCCCAGAGGAGGAGACAAGAAGGCUUCCUUGCUGCCCUGGGAGAUGGAAAAGAACCGGAGGGGAUAUUUUCACGUAUUGUACACCACUAUUGACAGUGAAAGAGUCUGCAGAU
Messenger RNA from Tauraco erythrolophus (red-crested turaco), 383 nucleotides. The record is from RefSeq and is a predicted model, not a curated record. NCBI's taxonomy places the organism in Eukaryota, Metazoa, Chordata, Aves, Musophagiformes, Musophagidae.